AUGGUAGGAGGCUAUCGUAUAGGAAUGCAUUUCUUAGCUUCAGCCCUCCGUUUUUUGGAACCUAGAGUGGACGAUGACUUCGUUGACCGUCUUCAUUAUCUCUACACCUCUACAUUGGUCUUAAUGUUUGCUGUUCUAGUAUCGGCGAAGCAAUACGUCGGACAUCCCAUAGAAUGCUUCGUGCCAGCUCAAUUUACGCGAGCUAUGGAACAAUACACAGAAAACUACUGUUGGGUUCAGAACACAUACUGGGUCCCUUUUCAGGAUCUCAUUCCACAUCGAUUGGAUGAUCGAGAGCGACGACAGAUUGGAUACUAUCAAUGGGUUCCAUUUGUUUUAGCAAUUGCAGCUUUAAUGUUUCACAUACCUUCAUCGGUUUGGAGAAUGCUCGCCAGUCAAUCAGGCUUGAACGCUGGUUUAGUCUUACAGUUGGCCUGUCAAGAACAGAAUGUGGAUCCUAUCGUCAGAGCAAAAACUGUCGAUGUCCUUGCAAGACAUAUAGACGAUGCUCUCAUGUACCAACGUGAUCAUGGAGCUAAAAGGAAGAAUGUGUACUUGUUUGCAUUUGUUCGAUUAGGUAAAUUUUACGGAUCAUAUGUUUCGACUGUUUAUGUUUUUAUCAAAACUCUUCAUUUGUGUAAUGUUUUAAUUCAAUUCAUGAUGUUGAAUGCUUUUCUUGAAACUUCUGAAUAUCCUUUAUUCGGAGCUCAUGUACUCUAUGAUUUGUUUAUGGGAAGGGAAUGGAGGGAUUCCGGCAAAUUUCCAAGAGUUACCCUUUGUGAUUUUGAAAUUCGCGUUCUUGGAAACGUCCAUAGGCAUACUGUACAGUGUGUUUUGGUCAUCAAUAUGCUGACGGAAAAGAUAUUCAUUUUCCUUUGGCUAUGGCUAACUGUCUUAGCAACUAUUACGGCUCUCAAUUUACUAUUUUGGCUGUGUGCUCUCGUUUCGGGACAAUGUCGCCAGAACUUCGUCGCAAAACAUCUGGACAUGGAAACAGAUCAAAUUGAGAGAUUUACUGAUAGAUUCUUACGUCCUGAUGGAGUGUUUCUUCUUCAAAUGAUUGCAGCUCAUGCAGGAAACUUAACAUGCGCUCGAGUGACCGAAGCUCUAUGGUUAAUAUUCUUGAGACGAAGUGGAAAACCGGUUGCAGAUGACAAAGUAAUUGAAGGCUCAGAAAGAGAAUGGGAGAGUAAUGAAGAUUAUUUAAUGGGUUCCAUAAAAGAGUCAGACAGGAGGGAUUCAUGGCAUGAAACAUCUAUGCCUCCCCCUAUGCCACCGCUUCCUAAUCGAACUCAUUAUGUGUAA
Messenger RNA from Auanema sp. JU1783, 1305 nucleotides. NCBI's taxonomy places the organism in Eukaryota, Metazoa, Nematoda, Chromadorea, Rhabditida, Rhabditidae. The record is from the annotation of a GenBank genome assembly.